UUUAUUUUCAGUAGAAAAGCAUUGUUAAUACAUUUCUAGCGCCGUUUUCCGUAAUUAAAAUAGUAAAAUGAAUCCUGGUUUGAAAACCGCAACUCGAGAUGACGAAAAUGUAAAGAAAGUUCUGGUAACUGGUGGAGCGGGUUACUUGGGUUCUACUAUGGUUCCCAUGCUGCUGGAUGAAGGAUAUGACGUCGUAGUGUAUGAUAUAUUCAAAUGGGGUGUCUAUCCAUUAACGCCAGUGGUUGGAAAUCCAAGGCUCACUGUUAUAAACGCUGACAUUUUGGACACAGACAAACUGGAAAAGGCAUUGAAAGACGUCGAUGCUGUUAUACACCUGGCAGCAAUAGUUGGCUACCCUGCUUGCUCAAAGGAGCCAGAAGUUGCUCGGCAAGUUAACGUAGAAGGAACGAGAAACGUUGUAAACGCGUUGUUGCCUCACCAACGUGUCAUUUAUGCGUCAACAGGUUCAUGUUAUGGAGCAGUGGACGGUACUUGUACGGAAGAAACUCCAAUCAGCCCAAUUACAUUGUAUGGGGAAACUAAGGCAGAAGGAGAAAAAUUAGUUCGUGCUAAGGGCGGGGUUGGCCUUCGACUGGCUACUGUUUUUGGGGUUUCUCCACGUUUACGUUUGGAUUUGCUGGUUAACGACCUUACGGCCAAAGCUGUGAAAAUGAGGACAUUUGAUCUUUAUGAAGGUGGAUUCCGCAGGACCUUUUUGCAUGUUCGUGAUGCUGCAAAGGGAUUCGUAUUCGCCCUGCAACAUUACAAUGCUAUGAGCGGGCAAGCUUUUAACGUGGGAGACGAAUCUAUGAACCUCACAAAGCUUGAAGUAGCAAAGUUGAUUGAAGGGAACGUGGAUGGUUGUCAUAUCACUGAGUCUAACAGUGGUACUGACAUGGAUAAGCGAGAUUAUGCCGUGUCUUAUGCCCGUAUUAGGUCCCUGGGUUACCAGGCUAAGAUAGAUGUUAAUACUGGCAUAGUGGAGCUGCUGAAAGUAAUUCCAAAUAUGAAAGCGGAUGAAAUUCCACGCUGCAAGAAUGUCUGAAAUACCAUAUAGUUUCCAACGCUUUGUAGUAGUGCCUUUCUUGCUUGUCUUAUAACGUAUAUAGUAGGGUGGGGGGAAAUGAGACACAUUUUUAUUCUAUUUUCACGCACCAUAUCGGUAGUUAACAAAGAACAUUCGUUAUAAAACCGUAUUCUUACAACUCCCAUAGGCAGUUGUUAUGAAUUGUUCAAAACACGAACAGGAUAUUUAAAUAUUAUAUAUGCUAAAUGUGUCCCGUCUUUCCCCACCCUCCAUAUGUGUUCUUAAUUUAAUUGUAUGCAGCAACAUUUGACGUUCGCCUAAUUUAUAAUUUAUAAACUUACUUCUACUACAAGUACACGGUAUACUGGUAUUUAAAUGUCUUUUUGGUAUAAAAAUUAUCAUAGUGCUAAUAAUGUUAUUUAUUUAUAGUUACAACUGAUAUAUAUUGCUCGUAUAUUUACAAAUCGAACAAUUUUAUAUUUAAUCUACAGGCCUUACAGCGUAUUUAAAAUAAAAUUUCGCAAAAUCGAAACACGAUUUUUGAUCAGAAA
This is a messenger RNA of Ciona intestinalis (vase tunicate), 1578 nucleotides long. The record is from RefSeq and is a predicted model, not a curated record. NCBI's taxonomy places the organism in Eukaryota, Metazoa, Chordata, Ascidiacea, Phlebobranchia, Cionidae.